GGUGCCUGGCCGCUCGGUAAAAUUGACAAGGUGAACUGCGGCGUCCUUAUUUUACAAAAUCAAACUCUGCAAAGAAGGAUCUCAACCAAAUGGAGGAUGAAAUAUGUCACGAUGAUCUUCGCACCAAUAAAAAAAGGAAUUACCUUCACUACAUCCAGAGACCUGACUUCCAUAUCUAUGUUCUGCUGGCAGUCUCUUUUCUCCUAACAGUUAUUUUCUACAUUGCAUUUCUUUCCAAAGCCACAACUCUUUCAUCAGAAAUGAACAAAAUAAGUAAAAGUAUGCGUUCUUCACUAGCAGUGGAUGACCUUGAUGACAAAUUGUUCCCUUGUGGUCCUAACUAUCCACAGUGGGAGUACUUUAAUGGGAAAUGUUAUUACUUCUCUCUGGACACGGUUCCCUGGGGAAUGGCCCAUGAUCGAUGCAGGAACAGUCGUGCCCAACUGGUUGUCAUCAACGAUAUGGCUGAACAGAAUUUCCUUCAGGCACGAGCCAGGAAUGCUCGUCAUUGGAUAGGACUUACAGAUAUUGAUGUAGAGGGAGAAUGGAAAUGGGUGGAUGGUAGCAGUUACAGAAAUGGCUUCAGGUACUGGAAGCGAGGGGAGCCUAAUAAUGAUCGCGCAAAUGAGCACUGUGCACAUCUCUGGGGCAACGGAGAAUGGAACGAUGUUUUCUGCACAUUUUUAUGCUACUAUAUCUGUGAAAAACCCAUGCGAAGAAUCUUCUAAAAAUUCUCAUGGCACAGAAGAACCGAGGGCGUAAUUGCAGAUGUUACCAGAGGUGUUCUUAUAUUUCACUUUAAAAGACAUUCCUGUUAUAAAUCCCAAAUUACUUUUAUUUUUACUAUUAACGCCCAACUGCCAGCGUUUAGUUAUUCUGUAAUUCUGCAGCUGAACCCAUGAAUUUGUUAGUCUGGCUUUUAAUAUAUUUUGAGGCCUCGUGGGACAUGUACAUUCAAACUUUCCACAGUUCAUCGUCAUAUUUUAAGCAACAUAACGGAUCCAGAGGUCUACCAAUGCAAAAUCUCAUCUCUUUUACUUAGCAUUCUAAUAGUGUUCUCUUCAUUUGGUUUGCCUUUUUAAUGUAAAGAGAGAAAGCAUGCAAAAUAACACCAUCCUUUUUCCCUUUGGAAA
Thamnophis sirtalis is the source of this 1133-nucleotide messenger RNA. Lineage: Eukaryota; Metazoa; Chordata; Lepidosauria; Squamata; Natricidae. The record is from RefSeq and is a predicted model, not a curated record.